Stegostoma tigrinum is the source of this 1802-nucleotide messenger RNA. RefSeq lists its product as uncharacterized. Bases 79 to 1122 code for a protein of 347 amino acids. The transcript is spliced from 6 exons. The record is from RefSeq and is a predicted model, not a curated record. Gene Ontology annotation, molecular function: calcium ion binding. Lineage: Eukaryota; Metazoa; Chordata; Chondrichthyes; Orectolobiformes; Stegostomatidae.
CUCCGCCAGGCCCUGGAUUGCUUCGUUUUCGCUUGCAAUUGAAAAAGGUCAAGUUCGUUUGUGGUGAGGUGUUAAAAAAUGCCGAAAAAGAACGUGAAGAAGAGCAGCAAAAGGAGUUCUAGUCCUACCCCUGGUGAGAAGACGGCGGAUGUUACGAAAACUGUUAACAUCAAGGAAAUGCAAAAUCAAAAUGAAGCCUCUCUUCAGGGAUAUGCGAACAAAAAGCCCAAAAAGCAGGCAAAACAAGCAUUGACUAAACAGCAACGAAAAAUCGAGGAGCUUGAAAAAGCAAGCACACGAUUCCAGAGUAAUUCCAAAGAAUAUGAGCAGUUUUUGAAUCGAAUGGACAAUUGGCUGAAGACAAACCACCAACAGGCAAUGAAACUGUUUUCCAUGUAUGACAGGAUUGGGAAUGGGAUUCUGCAGUACGAUGAAUUUAAACUUGGGAUGCGGGAUUUGAAGAUUCCCUGCGUAGAAGCUCAGCUACACAUCUUGACCAAAUUGUUGGAUCAGGACAAUAAUGGGACCAUUGAUUACACUGAAUUAGGUGCGGGACUUGACAUUGCCAGGUGUCUUCAAAGCAACAGUGAAGAGAAUGAGGAGGAGGAUGAAUCAAAAGAUGUAGAAGGAAUCGGUGAGAGAGUUACAAUAAGAAAAGAUGCAGAGGAAAGUGAAACAAGAACGGAAGCAGAACCUUGCCUGUCGGUUACAAAGGAGGUUUUGACUCGUUGCCCAGAUUGCCUUUUGAGACUCAGGAAACAUGCACAAUUCUCUGAAUCCAGGUAUAUUUCUGUAGAACUCCGGAUCAUAACCUUCAACAACAUGAAAACCCAUCCAGGUCAUUUUCAAGAAGUCGUAUUUUCCCAAAUGAAAGUGUAUGGACUGAUCGGUCGGAUCCAGGGGCAUACUGGCAUUGCCAGCAACAAACUCAGCAUCUUCAAAGACCAGUCCUACUCUCAGAAGUCGCUGCUGCCCCUCGACCUGACCUUGGAGGAAUGUGGUUUCCAUAGUGGGCCUCUCCAUUCUCCUCCUACACUCCUUCUCUACUAUGAUUACAGCAUUGAGUUUAGUGAUUGCCCAAUUUUAAAUUGUGACUAUUAUUUCACCACGAGAAAGCUGUGAUGGCUUCUCAUGCUGGAUACGAGGGACAGCCCACAGCCAGCACAAUAAGGAGUCACAAGGAGACACAUCUGAUUCCCAGGAUCGACUGUGGUUCAGCAGAUAACAAUCUCAUUCAGGCUUGGGCUGACAAGUGGUAACUAACAUUUGCACCGCAUAAAUGCCAGGCAAUGGUCAUCUCCGAUAAGAGACAAUCUAAUCACUGUCCCUUGACAUUCAAUAGUGUUAACAUCUCUGAAUCCCCCGUGAUCAACAUCCUUGGGGUUAUCACGGACCAGAAAUGCAACUAGAUAUACAAUGGAUACAUGGGCAGGUCAGAGGCUAGGAAUUCUGCAGCGAGUAACCCCCCGCCUCCUGACUCCCCAAAGCCUGUCCACCAUCUACAAGGCACAAGUCAGGAGUGUGAUGGAAUACUCCCCACUUGCCAACAACACUCAAGAAGCUCAACACCAUCCGGGACAAAGCAGCUGCUUGAUUGGUACCACAUCCACAAACAUCCCACUCCCUCCCCCCACUGACGCUCAGUCGCAGCAGUGUGUACUAUCUACAAGAUGCACUGCAGAAAUUCACCAAAGAUCCUCAGGCACCACCUUCCAAACCCACGGCCACUUCCACCGAGAAGGACAAGGGUAGCAGGUACAUGGGAACACCACCCCCUGCAAGUUCCCCUCCGAGCCACUCAC